AGGAAAACGAAAAGACACACCACACCACACACACCACACCACACACACCAGCCACACACACACGCACACACACACACACGCACACACACACCACUGCCCACCACCACGCAGAAGCACAAGCAAAUAACGCGCAGAUGCAACAACCACCAACCCCCGCCCGCUUCCCACCCCUUGCUUGGCUGCCUGACAAACCAACCACAGCAAGAAACGCAGGGACCAGGCAACGGCGAGACACAAUGCAAAGGCACACGGGCCUGUUGCUUGGGACUCGUCUUCACACAGUCACAAUCUGAAUGGGACGAGCUUGCACGCCAGCAUGUCCGCACGCUUCUGUCAGCUCCGCUCCUCUUCUCGUCAGCGCCAACCAGGUGGACAAGCUUGUGCCUCACUCACAUCCGGAGGUUUCAAACAAGUACUAUCCACCUGCCCUCUGUCAGGGUUGUCGGCAGCCCUUUAUCCCCUGUAUCCCUCUCUGUCAGCUCCAGAUGCAUCGACCGCACCCUUGUUAUGACGAUCUCAAUGCGCACCGUGACUAGCGCGUGCGCUGCCCCGCCACAACACAUAUACUCGACCUACGCCGACCAUGAACACCCACAGCCACCAGGAGACACCCGAAGGUUCUGCUCUUCUUGUCAUAUCCACCACCCAGCCUUCUCCUCCUCGGUGCUCAAACCCUGACAGCACGCGACACACCAUCGCAGCAUUCAUUCCUGCGCCCUGCACACGCCACGCACGACGGAGAACCAAGACACACGCCGCUUCCACCGCGACCACCGUCACCACCACUGUCACCAAGCGUCUCCAUUUUUGUCUGCGCCACCACAUCGUCAACAAGGGCUCUCCACCACGACGCGCCUUCUGCCAAGCAUCCGCACGACGACGACGACACCAGCAGCCAAGAUGGCGUUGACAACCCCGCGCCCUGUCACGGCAUUCACGGGCCUCAUCGCGCUUAGCGCCAUGGUCUUUGCCAUCACCUUUGCCCUCGUCACCCCCGUCACCCCCGUCAUGGGCGCCGCGUGCUCCAGCUACAACAACUCGUACGACUGCGACGUCAGCCCCGACCUGUGCGCGUGGAACUACCACUGCGAUUCCUGCGACCAAAUGCCGUGCGAGUGGGGCUACACGGAGGAAUACUGCCCAGAGUGGUGCGUGUGGGACACGGAGAUUGGCGCCUGCCACCCGCCUGGCGAGUUCCCCAAGUGCUCGCAGAUCCAGUACUCCCAGCCCUCCUGUGAGGCUGCCAGCCCAGAGUGCGUCUGGGACAACGUCUACAGCUUCUGCCUGCCCACCCUCAUCUACUGCCGCUGGCUCGACGACUACACCAGCUGCACCAACGACCCCAAGUGCACCUUCUACGAGGGCGUCUGCUACCCGAGCCACCGCGUGCCCACGUGCAAGGAGAUUGGCAGCCUCGACUUCUGCAUUGCCGCCGGCUGCGAGUGGGAGCCAUCUUCGGGAUGGUGCAUCGACCGGGAAAACGAGGACGACUGGUGCUUCAACAUCGCCUGGAACGAGGUCAUGUGCAACUUCUACCCAGAGUGCACGUGGGACGCGUCGAGCGGCUGUCUUCCCGGCAGCAUUUGCGGCAACCAGAGCAAGAUACUGCUGCCCUUCACCGUCUUCCCCUUCCAGUACAACGCCAGCUACGAGGACUCCAUCCCCGUGCGGCGCGUGCGUCCGACGAUUGGUGGCAUCGGCCUCCCCGACGGCGUCUUCUUCGGCAACAACAUCACGUACGAGUUCACCCGUGGCCUCGUCUUGGAUGGUGGCUGCCUUGGCUGGGCUCCCAGCGCACCUCUCACCUUCACCGAUGGCGCGACCUUCUACAUGAGGGUGCUCCACAAGGACUUUGAGUCAACCACCCCAGAAGUGCUGUUUGACAUUUCUUCCAACGACAACGCCAUCGUCUUGUCCAAGGGGCCCGGCAACACGCUGCAGCUGUUUGCUAGGCAGAACGCCACAAUCACCGCCGUUGGAGCUGUGGCUGACGUCCUCGCCAAUGUGACGGAGAUCAGCCUUGUCGUGUCCGAGGCCCACGUCAUGGUGUACGUUGCCAGCUCCCUCGUCAUUCAUGGCCCUUGGAACGGCGGCAUGAACUACAUGUCUGGCACGUUCCGUGUCGGUUGCAGCGCCACCAACGACAACGUCUGGCGCGGCGACCUCCAGCUCCUGGUCAUCCAGGGCGGCAUCGCUCCCGCCGUGCAGAACAUGACGCAGUACCUGCCACCAGAUCCGCCAAAGGCCACCACGACCGCCAUCCCAACAGAAGAGGUCACCUUCUCCGGCUGGGCAAGCGGCAGUGGCAGCGGCAGCGGUAGCGGCAGCGGUGGCAGCGUGUAGGCGUGCGUGCACCCGCACCCGCGCUGGACUCGAGGAUGUGCCUGCAGGCACGCAGGAUGCAUUGGCCACUUGUGUUUGCCUGCUUGCUUGUGUACUUGAGUCGUUGAUGUUCCUUAAGCUCUGUUCUUCGAGGGUCUUGGUGUCGAUUUGGCUAUGGUUGCAGUCGUUGUGUUUCUUCCGGUCGGUGAUGUUGUGCACUCCUGCUCUCUUGUUUCCUUUCCUCUCGCACAUGCACCUGCACGCGCGCCCGCACGCACACACACACACACGUGUUUUCCCCUCCCCUCCCUCUUGUUUUCAACACAGGCUCUCGAUGUUGGCCAGUGAGCAUUCACACCGCUAUGUGCACGACCACAGUCGCGUGCUGUUGGUGACACUGUGUCUGGCGUGGGCUGUUGUUGUGCUGUGAUUUAGUCUUGUCAUCUCCCUCCCCCCCCCACCUCUUUGCUGUGCAAAGUACAUUUUGUGGUCGUGUGGUCUUUCCGGUUUUUUGGAUCCACAAGUGGACUUCCCCUUGUGCCCACACCACGUGCCAUGUGUCAUGAGACACGUGCCAUGUGUCGUGUGCCGUGUGCUUCUUCCGCUUGUGCUCCGUGACCCCCUCACCGCACUCUUACGUUAGUUCAGGCGCGUUCUUGUUCCUCUUCCCCCCCCCCCUUUGCAGCGUGCGUGCAAGCAGCGAGAUGGUUUUGGUGACGUGUGGUCUUCGCGUUGCGUUGUCCUGUUGUUCUGGCGUGCUCUCGAGUGUUGCGUUGUGCCAACGCUGCCUCGUUUUGUUUUGUCACGCCACGCAACGGGCACACCAACAGUGCCCACCAUCACCUCGCUUCCCCUGUUUUCCUCCUCCCCCUCUUUCCUUUCUAUUCCGCGCUCCCCUCUUCAUGUCUCGUCCGGUGAAUUUGAUGUCUGCUUCCGUUUUUGUCGUCGCACUACCUGCUGACCCAUGUCUCCCUCUUCUCCCCCUCUCCCUCUCUCCUUAUUCUUUUUCCCCUCUUUGCCCUUUGCUUUGACCUAGUUGAUGCAAUGAAAAAACUCGUAACCCGACA
Molecule: messenger RNA, 3389 nt
Organism: Salpingoeca rosetta
Lineage: Eukaryota; Choanoflagellata; Craspedida; Salpingoecidae
Exons: 9
Coding region: 901-2343 (480 amino acids)
Source: RefSeq, a predicted model, not a curated record